This is a messenger RNA of Papaver somniferum (opium poppy), 655 nucleotides long. Its product is annotated as mitochondrial import inner membrane translocase subunit TIM8-like. NCBI's taxonomy places the organism in Eukaryota, Viridiplantae, Streptophyta, Magnoliopsida, Ranunculales, Papaveraceae. Bases 111 to 341 code for a protein of 76 amino acids. The transcript has 2 exons. The record is from RefSeq and is a predicted model, not a curated record.
CGAAGCAUUCCCAUUUGACUCUAGGGUUUCCAGUUUCUACUAUCUUUUUUUGAUAGCGGAGGAAGAAAAGGAGGAGGCUUCUCAACAACAACCACCAUUAGCAUAGCAGUAUGGACGGCAUGAACAGCCCUGCAUUACAACAGUUUAUUGAGCAAGAAAAAGAAAGAGCAAUGCUGAAUGAAAUGGUGGCUAAGCUUACAGAUGCUUGCUGGGACAAGUGCAUAACCAGUACCCCUGGGGCUAAGUUCAGCUCUAGUGAAUCAUCUUGUCUUUCCAACUGCGCUCAACGAUAUAUGGACAUGAGCAUGAUUAUCAUGAAACGUUUUCAAUCCAUGAACUGACGACAUUGCUGGAAUCUAUUUUAAGUGGCGUUGUUCUCUGUGAUUGAUUCAUUAACUGGUCGGUGUUCGCCUCUAUUUAGUUUCAAACAGUCUCUCAAGAAAUAAUUUUGUAAAAGAAACUUCUAUUUUACUAGUGUAGUUCUGGUUAGUCAAGAGUUAUAGAAAUUAGAAGAGAGGAAGGAACUUGUAUUCUCUAUUUGUGUUAUAGUUACAAGAUUGAUGCAGUAGUUUUAUUGCAGUUCGUCAGAGAUUAUUAUGUGAAUGCAUCAUAUUAUUGUUGGAUGUGUGAAAGAAAAACUCAAAUCUUUAAUUUA